Molecule: messenger RNA, 1203 nt
Organism: Cylindrotheca closterium
Lineage: Eukaryota; Bacillariophyta; Bacillariophyceae; Bacillariales; Bacillariaceae
Source: the annotation of a GenBank genome assembly
AUGAAGACUAAAGUCAUCGCGGGUUUUCCGAACGACGCAGUUGACAAAGUUGAAAUCCACAAGGGUGUCAGAAAGAUUUUCGAUCCGGAGUAUGAAGAUUCCGAGGAAGAAGAUGCUCCAAUCGGUGACAAAGAUAAUGGCUUGGUUAACAGGUACGCCCAACCUGACGGGUGGGAUUCAGAUGAGACCGGUGACGACAGCGAAUUUGACAAUAAGACUGACGAUGAUGCUGAUGAUGAUGAUGAUGAUGCAUCUGAAGAAUCCGUCAUUAUCGUUGAAAGCACUCGGCCGACCGACAAUGAAUUUGGUGGUAGCCGAUCCGGCAGAGGUCGCCACGCUGAGACUCGCACCAUCACUGAUGAAACAGUCUCCGAAUUGACAGGAAACACAGGUGAUGAAUCUGAACCGGAAUUAGCGUCUCCGCCAAGAAAGAAAGGACGCUCUCAACGGGUGUCAAUUGAUGAACAAGCUACCGCAAUGGACGUGGAUGGAACGGACCCGAGCGUAGGUUCCCGACCUAGUGGAAAACGGCUGCACCCAUCGCCAAGGUCUACUAAGCCUGCUACACAGGAGCCGGCAAAAUCGAGGCCUACAACUAACGUUCCCGGAGCCAAACGGAAAUCCCAACGAACUUUGACGCUGGAAGAGCGCCUGGAUGAUUUGCGCAAUGUCGACCUGGAUGGAAUGGAAGGCAGGGCUAUGUUGGUCGAGUUGGGCAUGGUCUACAAUUACCCAGGUCAGCAGGAGGGUAACCAAUCACAUGCAUCCAUUAUCCUGAAACAUAUUUUGGACACCUUGUCCGACACGCUCAGGAACACAGAAGAGACUCUCCGUAUCCUACCACUUUCCGACAGGACGUAUAAGAACAUGCAGAUGUGGAUUCGCAAUGAAGCCGACCUUCGGCGGCUGAUUCCUGAUUACCGCGGGUUGUCACGAUAUCUCGAUAUGUCUUUUGGCAACAUGUCGUACGCGUCUACGUCGAACAAGCCGGGAGAAAAGAAGCUACGCACACGGCUGAGAGUAGGUUUCGAGGCUGACGUGUCGUCGGAGAUGAUCCAGCAAUAUCUGCAUGGAGAAUUGCAACAUCAGGGACGUGGCGCCGGAUGCUACUCAUCUGUUCUCCAGUUUGGCGACAUUGAAAAGAUUGGAGCCUUAUGUUUUUACCCUCAGGAGAUCAACAUUAAGGCCAUCGAGAAGAAAUGA